Messenger RNA from Nicotiana tabacum (common tobacco), 587 nucleotides. RefSeq lists its product as uncharacterized. Lineage: Eukaryota; Viridiplantae; Streptophyta; Magnoliopsida; Solanales; Solanaceae. Gene Ontology annotation, biological process: cytoplasmic microtubule organization. The record is from RefSeq and is a predicted model, not a curated record. Gene Ontology annotation, molecular function: microtubule binding.
AUAAAUACCCAUCUCUCUCAUCGGUUAUUCCUUUUCUUCCCCAAAUACGAAUUUGGCCGCUAUUAGAAAUUCUCUUUCUGCGCGCUUACUUUCAAUCGAUCAAACUCGCGAAGUGCAAUUAUGGUUUGCGAAAAGUGUGAGAAGAAGUUGUCGAAGGUGAUUGUGCCUGAUAAAUGGAAAGAAGGUGCCAGUAACACUACUGAAGGCGGCGGCCGUAAGAUUAACGAGAACAAACUCCUCUCCAAGAAAAAAAGGUGGACACCUUAUGGAAAUACAAAGUGCAUGAUUUGCAAGCAACAAGUGCAUCAAGAUGGCAAGUACUGUCAUACCUGUGCUUAUAGUAAAGGAGUAUGUGCAAUGUGUGGAAAGCAAGUUCUUGACACCAAGUUAUACAAACAGAGCAAUGUAUGAUGGGGACAUGAACGAUCUAACUUGGCUGUUACCUCAGCACUCUUAUCCUAGAGAACUGUUCUUUCUUUGUGAAUGCUAUCAAAUGUGAUGAGAAGCAGUUAAUUCUGUAUAAUACUUAAAGAGCUGCAGUGAUUGAGUUGCUAGAAAUUGAUCUUUGGAAACAUUAAUUUCAGUCA